Molecule: messenger RNA, 5468 nt
Organism: Athene cunicularia (burrowing owl)
Lineage: Eukaryota; Metazoa; Chordata; Aves; Strigiformes; Strigidae
Gene: ZBTB11
Product: zinc finger and BTB domain containing 11
Exons: 10
Coding region: 191-2923 (910 amino acids)
Biological process (GO): regulation of transcription by RNA polymerase II
Cellular component (GO): nucleus
Molecular function (GO): DNA-binding transcription activator activity, RNA polymerase II-specific; RNA polymerase II cis-regulatory region sequence-specific DNA binding; protein binding
Source: RefSeq, a predicted model, not a curated record
UACUGUUUUGCUAGUCACCUACAUGUUUACUUAUGUGUUUAAGGUAACUUGAACAAAGAUCAGAAGCCUAACUAAGCUCCAAUUAAUUUUUUUUUUAGGUAUUCUUAAGCAGGUUAAAGAUUACAUUAAAGAAUGCAGCAAGUGCCAGGAGAAGCUGGAUCGCUCUAGAUCUCUGUCAGAUCCUUCUGAAAUGCUGGAGGAGCUAGGACUGGAUGUAAAAUCUCAGGAAGACAGUAAUGAAACAGAUGAUGAAUUGAGUAAUCCGCCAUCAAUCCCAGCGGCAUCCCUGAAGCCUGUGAAGAAGAAGCCAAUAGCAAAGCAUGAACUUGUAUUUGUUGACAGUAAGGGCCUUGUGAAGCAGUCAUCUUCCAAACAUUGUCUGUCAGUCUUAAACCAACUGAAUCAGCAGAGGCUUUCCAAUCAGUUCUGUGAUGUGACUCUGCUGAUUGAAGGAGAGGAGUACAAAGCUCACAAAUCUGUCUUGGCAGCCAACAGCGAGUACUUCCGAGAGCUCUUCAUUGAAAAGGGAGCUGUCUCUAGUCAUGAAGCUGUAGUGGAUCUGUCAGGGUUCUGCAAAUCCAGUUUCCUGCCUCUAUUGGAAUUUGCUUAUACUUCAGAAUUAACUUUUGACUUCUGUAGUAUGGCAGAAGUAGCCAUGCUUGCCCGGCAUCUCUUCAUGUCAGAGGUCCUCGAAAUCUGUGAAAAUGUGCACAAACAGAUGGAAGAGAAACAAAUUACUGUGUACCAAAAGGGAGAUAUUCAAACGGUAGAGUCAACUCAAAAUUUAUCAGAACAGACUGAAGUUGAGAGGCAGCCCAUGGACGGUGCUGAGCAACCGGAGCUUGCAUCCAGUGAAGUGCCAGUUGCUGUGAAUGGAGCUCCUUCCUCUGCUGGGACAGAGGAGGCCGCAGCACCCCAGCCUGACCUGGUGCCCCCAGAGCCUGUAGAGGCCACUCCAGAUGGUCUUCCAAAGCCUGUGGAGCAGUGUGAAACAACCGAAAAUUACGUCAAGAUGCAGCUGCUGGAGAGCAUUUCAAAUAGCACCGUGUCUGUCGUAGAGACUAAGCCGUCAGCUGUAGAAGACAUGGACACACAAAGUCAAACAGCAAUUGAGACAGAUCAGAACGAAAAUGGUAAAGCAAAUGUGGACAGUGCUUCUGAAGACUCCUCAGGAACAGUCAAGCUAAAAUGUGGCAAGCAAAUUGAAGAACAGAGCAUUUCAGUUUCGCAACCAGAAAGCCUAGCUUCCAGCCAGGAUGAUACUUACAAAAGCAAGCUGCGCCAGCGUUCUGUUAGUGAAGGGGGAUAUAUCAAAUUGCAUAAAGGAACUGACAAAAAACUGCAAAAUAGAAAGACAAAUCCUAAGUCUGCAAUACAACAGGUUGCCAUGAAGCUGGUACAAAGAGGGAAAAAGUUGAAACAACCCAAAAGAGACAUCACGGAAAAUAAUGAAGUGGAAGCUCAGCACAAAUGCACUGAGUGUGGAAUGGUGUUCCAGCGGCGCUAUGCACUUAUAAUGCACACACUGAAACAUGAAAGGUGUAAAGAUUAUAAAUGCCCAUUGUGUAAAAAAGAAUUCCAGUAUGGUGCGUCCCUGCGAGCCCAUCUUGUCCGGCACACUCGGAAGACUGAAGUGAACACAGCAGCUGCUAGUGUAGAAGAGACAGGCGUUUCCUCUGUGAAAGGGAGAACUAAACGGGAAUUUAUAUGUGAUAUAUGUGGGAGAACUCUACCUAAGCUCUAUUCUCUCAGAAUACAUAUGCUCAAACAUACAGGUGUAAAACCACAUGCGUGCAAGGUUUGUGGAAAGACCUUUACGUAUAAGCAUGGAUUAAAAAUGCACUUAGCUCUCCAUGAAGUACAGAAACAGUUCAAGUGUGACUUGUGUGAAAAGUCAUUUGUCACAAAAAGAAGUCUUCAGGAACACAUGAGCAUUCAUACAGGAGAAUCCAAGUAUCUUUGUUCCAUCUGUGGAAAAUCUUUCCACAGGGCAUCAGGACUCAGUAAACACAUAAAGAAACACCAGCCAAAGCCUGAAGUUCGUGCAUAUCAGUGUACCGAGUGUGAAAAGAGUUUCUAUGAAGCUCGAGAUCUUCGGCAGCAUAUGAAUAAACAUUUAGGUGUGAAGCCAUUUCAGUGUCAGUUCUGUGGAAAAUGUUACAGUUGGAAGAAAGACUGGUAUUCUCAUGUAAAGUCUCAUUCUGUCACAGACCCUUAUAGAUGUAAUAUAUGUGGCAAAGAAUUUUAUGAGAAAGCUUUGUACAGAAGACAUGUAAAGAAAGCUACACAUGGUAAAAAAGGAAGAGCAAAACAAAAUCUGGAACGAGUUUGUGAGCAUUGCGGAAGAAAAUUCACACAACUCCGAGAAUAUAGGAGACACAUGAACAAUCAUGAAGGUGUGAAGCCCUUUGAGUGUCUGACCUGCGGCGUGGCCUGGGCUGACGCGCGCUCCUUGAAGCGCCACGUGAGGACGCACACCGGAGAGCGGCCCUACGUCUGUCCGGUGUGCAACGAAGCUUACAUAGACGCCCGCACGCUGCGGAAGCACAUGACCAAGUUCCAUAGGGAUUACGUACCCUGCAAAAUUAUGCUGGAAAAAGAUACUCUUCAGUUUCAUAACCAGGGAACACAGGUAGAGCAUGCCAUCAGCAUUUUAGCAGCAGACAUGCAGGAACAAGAAACAGAGAUUAGCAUUGAAGAUAAUGAGAUUGAGACCGUGGUAGUGACAGGAGAGACGCUUGAAGCUAUCGAAGCAGUUGCAGCUACUGAAGAAUGUACAUCAGUGUCUACUCUUUCUGACCAAAGCAUCAUGCAGGUGGUAAAUUAUGUAUUGGCUCAACAGCAAGGACAGAAAAUGGUUGAAGUGACACAGGCCAUCGAAACUGUAGAAGUGGAAGUGGCCCAUGUUACAAAGACAGACUGAAUGCAGUACAUAAGAGGGGAAAAAGGGUGAGGUCUUGUGAUCUGUGGGAGCGACUGGAUGUCUCAGGCUUACAGUGAUGACUGUUUUCAGACAGUUAAUCCCCAGUACUGAACAUCUUGCUGACAAAAUACUGCAUUACAGGCAAAAAGUUAAGAUGCUUCGGUGUGGGCCAAGGCUUUGAAGGCUAAGAUUUCUGCACUGGCCAUAACUGAAAUAAAAUUAAAAAAAAAAAAAUUGGAAUAAUAAAGUUUUCUGUGUCAUGGAGUAAGUACCAUGCUGUAACUUUAAAAAAAAAAAAGAAAAAGUAUAAGAUGCACUAAAUGCACAGCUAUCAGUAGCAUUUUUUAACUUAUGUUUUUACAUAUAUUUCAAGUUUGCAAGCAAAUUACCUGCACUGGAUUCUGUCUGUUUACUCCCCAAGACAAGGGGAUGGUACAGUGCUUCCUGCAGCAUGUGCUUAAUGCAACAUACAGAAAAUCUGAGGCUUUUUUCUUUGGGUAGAACCAUCAGAAGUUGGUGAAUCCUGGUUUUGAAGAACUUAAAUUCCAAGUUGGUGAGUGGCAGGCCCAAAGUUCAGCAAAAUGCUGUAAAAUGUUUUACAGGUGAUGGGCAGAGGUUCACUGAAGUCUUGAGGAAGUGUUUCUCUGAGAUGGAUUGUGAAUUUAAGUUGACCAGAGAACAGCGCACUGCAGGGAGCCGGCUUAGAGAAGGCAAAAAAUUGCUUUUUAUUUGUAAGCAGGGAGCUUACACUUCAGCCUCUAGGCACAACCAUGGUUAGUUAAUGAUGAUUGGUUGCGUAACAGAAGCUAUCGUUGUAUGUGUCCAAAGCAGACAGCCUAAUGAGGGAUGGUUCUAAUUUUGCAUUACAUUUGACAUAGAAACUCAAAUGAAAAAGGUUUAAUGGCACAUUCUUCAGGAAUAUAAAUAUACUGCAGAAGUCUAACUAGUUAAAAUCUGAUCUCAUCUCGUAUCGUGUUGAAAGGGGGAGCCCUGCUAAUUUGCAAACAGGACACCCAGCGAUAUCAGGAUAGAGAACUAUCAAAACCUAAGUAUGGGGUAAAAAUUAUGUUUGUCUCUAGAAGACCCAUUACGGCUGCUGUAAGAAAAUAUUUCUAGGGCAAGCUAAUUACCCAGUGUUAGACUGCAUAGAUGGAAAAAUUCUUACUGGGUGUUCCUGCAAGUAAGUAUGAAUCACAGCCAUGCUUGGUCCAAGUUAAAAUGUCCGUCAUUUAAUACCAUGAACAAUGCCCAUCUUCAUCUGUACAAGGUGUGGGUUCUUUCCAUGUUGCUUGUUUAGGUGUUUUUUAAGCAAGAAACAUGUCUGUUGAGGUAACUGAAUGUUCUAUACCCAUGAACAAUCAGAACUGUAUUCUUUAAAUUUUUCUUAAUCUAUAAUACUAUCAAACGUUUCCCAACUUUGACAGUAGCAAGAUAUCCAAGGAGCCAGAAGCCUGUAAUAUUUCAGAGUAAACUUCACAGAUAAAGUUACAUGCUGUACUUACUACCUGUGAAAGAGAUCCACUGAACAAAAUUUAGGCAAAAUCUGUGACAAAGUAACCACCUCAUUUGAAUUAGUAUUUCUGCCUUUCAUCUUACUUGAGUAUCUGUCUACUAAGCUACAGAAUGAACUGUUCUUUUCAUACUUUGCAAGCAUGUAGAUAAGCAGUUGUAGAAAUUUUUUGAGCAAUAUGAUAUAGUUCUAGUUUCCUGCCUUGGAUCUGAGUUAAUCUAUAGAUGACUAUUUCAAAGGUCACAGUCUUCCUGCAGAGAAAUAAUCUAGUUGUUUAUACAUCCUGAAGCCCUUUACAAUUGUAUUAUUUUCUAAUUACCAAAUGGAGUAAAACUAAAGUGAAUACUCAAAAAAGCCCCAACAACCUGCUAGCUGUAACUCUUGAAUUUUUGUAUGGUCAAGAAUCUGGAGAUAGCCAUCCUGCUUAAAAUUAAAAUACUGCUGUUGUGAUGGAAGAAGAUAUAAAAGAGCAUUAGGUAAACUUUAAAAUGUACUUCAAUGUUUUUAUCUUACAAAUAAUUAUGUAUUCCUAAAGUGAUGAAAUGUUCAAGGAAAAAUAGCUGUAAAUAGUGCUAGAACUUAUUUGUAUAUUUAGUGUGUUACCUUAUAAAAAGAAUAUUACCAGCACCUUAGUUUAAUCUUUGGUGCAUUUAUUUAUUUGCCCAGCCUAUGGAAGAAGUGAAUCUGAAUUUAGAAGCCUUGUUACCCACUGUAAAAAUGCUUUCACUAACUUGAUGGCCUGCCAUUUAAAAACAAACAAACAAAAAUUCACAAAGAGUGUUUCCUAAACAAGACAACCAGGAAUGCCAAAGCUAAGUGUUGCAGCACCCCUUUCCUAAUGUACUGUGCCUUACCUUUUCAGAAGGGCAGGAGGUGAGUAGGGAGUGUCGCUCUGAGCUUUGCUGUUCCUGUAUCUCUGAAGUUGCCUUAUGUUUUUCUUUAGACUUCAGCUCUUAAUUUAAGAUGUUCAUUACCCUUAUCUAUUUGAAGUCAGACUGCAAAUACGUAGUUGAUACUAUUUAAUUUGAUUUUUUU